CCCGACUUGACUUAGCCCUGCGGAUAUCUUGGCACAAUUUUCGACCGUUCACACAUUGGGCUUCAACAUCGUGAAUUGCGGAUAGAGUCGACAGCGACCUUUACACAAAUACCCGGCCUUCCUCUGCUCAGAUCACCCCAAGGCAAUCAUGGCUGAGCAACUCAUUCACCGUGGCACUCUCGAAGGCCACAGCGGCUGGGUCACCAGCCUUGCGACCAGCUUGGAGAACCCUAAUAUGCUGUUGUCCGCGUCGAGAGACAAGUCCCUGAUCAUCUGGAACCUGACCCGCGACGAAUCCGCCUACGGCUACCCCAAGCGAUCUCUGCACGGUCACUCCCAUAUCGUCUCCGACUGCGUGAUCUCUUCCGACGGCGCAUAUGCCCUUUCAUCAUCGUGGGACAAGACUCUGCGAUUGUGGGAACUGUCCACCGGCAACACCACCCGAACCUUCGUCGGCCACACCAACGACGUCCUCUCGGUUUCUUUCUCGGCCGACAACAGACAGAUCGUUUCCGGCUCGCGAGACCGAACAAUCAAGCUGUGGAACACUCUGGGAGACUGCAAAUACACCAUCACCGACAAGGGUCACACUGACUGGGUGUCGUGCGUUCGCUUCUCGCCAAACCCUCAGAACCCCGUCAUUGUGAGCGCAGGUUGGGACAAGUUGGUUAAGGUCUGGGAGCUCGCCUCUUGCCGCAUUCAAACCGACCACAUCGGCCACACCGGCUACAUCAACACCGUCACCAUCUCCCCUGAUGGAUCCCUCUGCGCCUCCGGUGGCAAGGACGGCACCACCAUGCUUUGGGACCUGAACGAAUCGAAACACCUUUACUCUCUCCAGGCUGGCGACGAGAUCCACGCUUUGGUCUUCUCCCCCAACCGAUACUGGCUCUGCGCUGCCACCACCUCCUCCAUCACCAUCUUCGACCUCGAGAAGAAGAACAAGGUUGACGAACUCAAGCCCGAAUUUGUCGAGAAGGGCAAGAAGUCGCAAGAGCCAUACUGUGUGAGCUUGAGCUGGAGCGCCGAUGGUCAGACCCUGUUCUCUGGAUACACCGACAACAAGAUCCGCGCCUGGGGUGUCAUGUCUCGUGCAUAAAUGACUUCUUAAGUGUUUGGUAGGAGGCUGCGGAACGUGGGGAAUGCAGAAUUGAUACAGGCAAAAAUGUACCUUGUACGUUGCAUGCCAUCAGGCAAAAUCCGUUACAGGCAAAAACUUCGAUUGCAUGCCCAUCAGGCAACGCUUGUGUAAGCCAUUGGCAUUGUCAACGAUGGCUGGGAGCCGGCGCAUUUGAGGCACUGUGCUUUGUGCUAGAAAGAUUGGCACGAGAAAUGAUCAAAUGUUCAAAUCACGAUCUCUAAUAAGUUUC
Exophiala viscosa is the source of this 1370-nucleotide messenger RNA. RefSeq names its product WD40-repeat-containing domain protein. Bases 149 to 1099 code for a protein of 316 amino acids. Gene Ontology annotation, cellular component: cytosol; nucleus. Gene Ontology annotation, molecular function: ribosome binding; translation regulator activity; protein kinase C binding. The record is from RefSeq and is a predicted model, not a curated record. The transcript has 3 exons. Gene Ontology annotation, biological process: positive regulation of protein phosphorylation; rescue of stalled cytosolic ribosome. NCBI's taxonomy places the organism in Eukaryota, Fungi, Ascomycota, Eurotiomycetes, Chaetothyriales, Herpotrichiellaceae.